AUGACGCAGGACGAGAAGAUCGCGCAGACUGCGGUUGAGAAGAUGCCGUUCUCCCCGUCCCGCAUGUCCAGGUCCAGCUCUGCCAGGAUCAUCCAAGAGAAGGCCGCUGCCAUUAGAAAGAGCUUCCAGCGACCCAAGUUCUGGGUCAUGGGCUUCGGCUGGUGCUUGGCCGCCUGUGCCGGCGCUGCGAAUGUCAUUGCCUACAAGUGCUGGAGCCUGUAUGCCUCGCAUGUUACUGGCAGCACCUCGAACAUAGCCUUCCGGCUUGAAGGAUACCAGCAGGGCGAAUAUGGCUCAGAGACCUUGAUGGAAGCGUGUCUGCUGGUUUUCAGUUUCCUGAUCGGAGCUUACACGUGCGGCAUCCUCAUUGACAAGAAUCAAGUGCACCUCUUGGGGAAGGCCUUCUAUGGACUCGCCCUCGUUUUGAACUCCAUUCUGCUGGUUUUGGCUUCCUUUGUGCCGGGCCGGCUGCUUCCAGCCUGCCUGGUCGCAACUGCCUGCGGCCUCCAGAAUGCGAUGUGCACGUCCCACUUCGGCGCCAUCAUCCGGACUACGCAUGUGACUGGCACCGUGACGGACAUUGGUUCGACUUUGGGUCGCAUCAGCAUGAUCUACUUGAGGAGAGCUUGCCGAUGCAGCGAACUGAAUGACAUCGAACGCGCAGAGAUUGGCGUGGACGCACGGAAGUUGGGAGUUUUGGCUGGGCUGUGGAUUUUCUACCUCGGGGGCGGUCUCGUGGGGAUCUACACGGAGAAUGUGGUGUCGGGCCCCAGGGCACUCCUGAUUCCGGCCUCCAUUACUGGCAGUGUGGGCUUUGCCUACAUGGCUUGCCGUCAGCUGCUUAAGGACUACAUCAAGAAGCUGGAGCAGGAACGGUUCUCCGCAGACCUGAAAGAGGCGCAGACCGCAUUGGCCAACAUGGAAAACCGCCUGAGCCAGCUUGAGUCCGGCAGUGACAAGCUAGCCGCCAACUUCGACGUGGAAAUGGGCCACAUGAUCGAAGCAUUGCAUGAGGUGGAAGCCGACUUUGAUAAAGUCUGCCGACAAGCCAGCCGU
Molecule: messenger RNA, 1056 nt
Organism: Symbiodinium pilosum
Lineage: Eukaryota; Dinophyceae; Suessiales; Symbiodiniaceae
Source: the annotation of a GenBank genome assembly